Molecule: messenger RNA, 5198 nt
Organism: Stylophora pistillata
Lineage: Eukaryota; Metazoa; Cnidaria; Anthozoa; Scleractinia; Pocilloporidae
Product: inositol hexakisphosphate and diphosphoinositol-pentakisphosphate kinase 2
Biological process (GO): inositol phosphate biosynthetic process; inositol metabolic process
Cellular component (GO): cytosol
Molecular function (GO): 5-diphosphoinositol pentakisphosphate 1-kinase activity; inositol hexakisphosphate kinase activity
Source: RefSeq, a predicted model, not a curated record
AAAAAAACCAUUUCAUCAACAAGGUCGGAUCUUGAUCAUGUCUCUUUCAAUCAUAUCGAACGACUUAGCAGUUAGUGAAGGAUAUCUCCGAGGGAGAAAUCAAGAACAUGAUUAAAUUAAGGUGCAAACCUACAUAUCAUUUGAAAGAAAGACCAGGCUUGGUAUCUCAGUAUUUUCAGUGGUCACAUAAACAAAUGGAAUAGAAUGGUGCGAGAAGAGCCAGAUUUGCCAACCAGGAUCAUGUCCGUGGCUCAAGAUAAAGCAUUUGAACAAAAGAGCAUAUAUGAACCUCUUUAUAACAGACACGAUGAAGAUGGAGACAGUAAUGAGGAUGACGAUAACGAAGGAGAUCAAAUACCCAAAAUCAGGAUUGGCAUCUGCGCCAUGGGUAAAAAGACAAGAGCUCAACCGAUGCAAGAGAUCUUGGGUCGAAUGUCAGCAUUUGACUGUGUAGACAUCUUUUUGUUUCCUGAUGACAUUAUCCUGAAUAUGCCAGUGGAGGACUGGCCCAUCUGUGACUGUCUGAUUUCAUUUUAUUCGAGUGGAUUUCCACUUGAGAAAGCCAUUGAGUAUACCAAGCUAAGGAAACCAUUUAGCCUUAAUGAUCUGGAAAUGCAGUAUGCUUUAAUGGACAGAACGACAAUGUAUAGCCUUCUAGAAAGUGCAGGUAUCGAAACACCAAGACACGCAAUAUUGCGACGAGAUGACGAUGGAAAUCCUAGCAACGCGAAAUUUGUCGAACUGGACGAUUCGGUGCAGAUUGGUGACAUGAUAUUCCAUAAGCCUUUUGUAGAGAAACCAGUCGAUGCGGAAGACCAUAAUGUGUACAUCUAUUUCCCUUCGAGAAUUGGUGGCGGGAGCCAAAGAUUGUUCCGCAAGGUCGGGAACAGAAGCAGCGUGUACUCGCCUGAAAGCUCGGUGAGGAAAAAGGGUUCAUACAUCUACGAGGACUUUGUAGUCACCGAUGGAGUGGACUUAAAGGUGUAUACAGUGGGUCCAGAGUAUGCUCAUGCUGAAGCACGCAAGUCUCCUUCACUUGAUGGAAAAGUUGAACGAGACAGUGAAGGAAAAGAGAUACGUUACCCUGUUAUACUUAACCAAUGUGAGAAAGAGAUGGCGAACAAAGUUUGCAAGAUGUUUAAGCAAACUGUUUGUGGAUGUGACUUUUUGCGCACUCAUGAAAAGUCAUAUGUUUGUGACGUAAAUGGCUUCAGUUUCGUCAAGUCUUCAAAGAAGUAUUACGAUGAUGCUGCUCAAGUGUUGAUUGACCUGAUUGCACACAGACUUGCCCCGCGGUUGUAUAAAACUUACAAUUUGUCUGCGCCUGAGCAGAUCCGGAAGGUUGAAGUUACGGAAGGCACCAAGUUAGAACUCAGGUGUGUAGUGGGUAUCAUCAGACAUGGCGAUCGAACUCCCAAACAGAAAAUGAAGAUGGAAGUGCGACAUCCAAGGUUUAUCGAGUUGUUUAAGAAGUACGACGGUUUUGAUAAGGAAGCGCCGCUUAAGUUGAAGAGACCAACUCAGUUAAAGGAAGUACUAAAUAUCGCCAGAGACUUGGAAGCCGACGUCAAGAAAGGAAAGCCAUUGUUUGAAAACCCUAACAAAAUCCAUCAGCUAAAAGCUGUACUUGAAAUGUAUGGAAAUUUUUCUGGCAUCAAUGAAAAAAUUCAGUUUAAGUAUCUAGGGAAGCCGCGCGAUAGAAAAGACAGUGAGAUCCGGAAAUCUAAAUACAAGAAGGGUGAGAGAGAAGCAGAAAGAAGAGAAAGAAGAGACACCCAAACUGAAACAAGAAAGGAAUCAAAGGAAAACGAGGCCCAAGAAGACAACGAACAUUCCUUGCUCUUGAUCCUAAAAUGGGGCGGAGAAUUGACGAUGAUGGGAAAAGACCAAGCACUGGAGCUAGGUCGUGCUUUUAGGAGUGUGUAUGGUUGCCAAGGGCAAUACUCUGAAUUACCUUGUUGUGGUCUUCUGAGACUUCACAGCACCUACAGACAUGACCUGAAGAUCUAUGCGUCUGACGAGGGACGAGUCCAAAUGACGGCUGCAGCAUUUGCAAAGGGAUUCCUUGCACUCGAAGGUGAACUUGCACCAGUGCUGGUUCAUCUUGUACGAAGCGAUAAAAACACUACAGAAAUGCUCGACACUCCAAGCUACGCUUCUCGAAUAUUGGGAAAAGUCAAGCACAGACUUCAUGAAUUACUUCACACUGACGAGGACUUCAAAGAAGAAGAUUUUACUAUGCUUGCACCAACAAAGAAUCCAUCACUAAUCAAUGCUAUGAAAUUUGUCGAAAACCCCUACAAAAUGUGUGAAAGAAUUCACAAGUUGGUGCAGAGCCUCAUUGGGCAGUUAAAGGAGUUGAUUACUCAGAAAAUUUAUGAUCCAAGAGAUCCCUUCGUCAUUCGCUCUGACGAAGGGCUAACGCUCGAAACGCUGAACAAUGUUUCACUCUUGCAGGAUUUCAAGCUAAAAAGCGGUCGGUUUGAUAUAAGCCUCAUACCAGACAUUUACGACUGUAUCAAGUAUGACGUACAACACAACAGUCAUCUAAACCUGACAAACAGUUUGGAGCUAUACAAGUGUGCCAAAGCCUUCGCUGAUAUUGUGAUUCCCCAGGAAUAUGGAAUCACAAAAGAGGAGAAGUUGGUUGUCUCCCAAAGUGUUUGCAUGAGGCUGUUGAAGAAGAUCAGCGGAGAUCUGCGACAUGCUGACAAGACAGACACCCAUACUCGUCUUGAUCCUGACCAUAUACAGAGUGUAGAAGCUCUAAAUCGCCACGUGCGGACAAGGUUGUACUUUACCAGUGAGAGUCACGUGCACUCGUUGGUAAAUGCCCUAAGAUAUGGAAACCUCUUUGAAGAAAUUCCGGAUAACCAGUGGCAGAGUGCUGUUGACUUCUUAGCAGAAGUUCCAGAGCUAAGCUACAUGACUCAGAUCGUGCUGUUGUUGUAUGAAGACCCCAAGGCUGAUCUUUUGUCUGAUAAGCGAUUUCAUGUGGAGCUGCUCUUUAGCCCCGGAGCCAAGACUAUGGAUGAUCCAGAGUUUUUAACAUGUGGUUCCCCAAGGAACCCCAGUACGGCUUCUGUCCUUAGUUUUGCAACAAUUGACACAGACUUGGACGACAUUGAAGUAUUUGAGCCUUAUGAUGAAAGUGUUUACACCGAAAAUGAUACGCCACGAUCUGAGAUUGGACUUGAUGACUACAAUGAUGAUAGCAUCAGCGAAGGUGCAACUCCUUCUUUAGUUGGCAGUGGAGAUUUCAAGCGUAGCUUAGAACGUUCAUCAGACAAAUCAAAGCCUGCUGCUUGCAAGCGCGUCAGUUUUGAACCACUACGCGAAGGAGAAGUUCACUUGAAUUACUGUCUAAACCGGACUGAUGAAUCAUGGACUCUCUUAAGCUUGCCAAGAAGAAGAAGUAACACUGAAACAGUCACAGAUGCAACACGUGAAGAGGAAGACCCUUUACCCACGAGGCAAAGCGCUCCGAUGAAACCAACCUACUCUCAGGACGUGCAUGAUGACCAUGCAAAACAGCAGGCUCAACCAAAGGAAGAGGAAAGCGCCACUACCGAUAGUGGUACUGGGAGUGGAAGCAGUGGAAGAACUCAAGAACUUCCUGGUGGUUUAUCUCAAGAAGACAUAUCUGUCUUUGGUCCUCGCGAACGAGCGACUAGCUUUGAACUGGUGCGCGAGGAAGACGACAAUCAAGUCGGAGAUCAACUACAGAGGUUUGACGAGUCCUAUGUAACUACCAUUGAAAGACCUAUUGCAAGAAGAUACAGUUUUGGUGUUUUAAAAACUCCGCCCGACGUCUUAAACCCAAGCAAGCGUAAGAUCAGCUUCGAGCUGGUUCGUAACGAUGGAAAAGGUAACUUUGAUGGUUUCUUAGACCCAGCUAAUGAGUCUCCUACUCCAUCAAGAAUAUCAGCAAGGAAAAUAAGUUCAGGAACUGCAAGUUCUGCAAUUUUUGCCUUACAAAGUCUCACGCACGCUAUUCAGAGUACUUUGGUUGUUAGGCCUCAUUCCCUCGCGAACCGCACUUCAAAGAGUCGCAAGCCACCUAUUGCAGUGCGUUAUGAAGAAAUGACCAAAGUGGGAUCAUUGAACCCUCUUCGCACUCUACACGAUGCUGUUCCACUUAAAGAGAUGGACAAUUUCUUUGACACAUUUACUGGGAAGAAAUGUUUUACUCCUACACUUACUUCACGCUCAAGGACUAACUCCACGGAGAGUAACGUCUAAGAAUUGUCCAAAGAAGCAACUGAAAACUUGGAUUCUUCAUAAUACCGAUUUAUCAUUGAGAGAGAUCUGGAACACUAUUAACGGGAACACCAUUGAAAAGACAAGGACUAAAAUUAUGCUGUCUGUCCUCCCGGUGACCGUUUUUGCAAUGUUUGAAAUAUGAAUUUGUUUUUAAAAUGCUACACUUUCCUAUUUUUCUACUACAAGGAUUAGAACAAGUCAUAAGAAAAUUUACCAUUUGUGUGUGCAGCAAACGUAGUCUAUCCGUUGGCCCAUUCUCAUUAUCAACUCUGUUGAUAAAAACAAACUGUGUCUUGUGAUAACGUCCACGGAAGCAGCACCACAGUUUCUUUGGAAGCUCCCCUUCGAUUCUCAAUGUAGGCGAAACCUCGUUACCAGGAUCACUCUUCUGCCCGGCCCGCUGGAGAAGAGAGAGUGCUUGAAAGGAGUUUUAUUAGGUAUAGUCAAGUUUCUUCGGUUGUUUCUCCCCUAUCCACAGGCCUUUCUCAGGUCGUGACUCGUGCACAGAAAUGUAACGUAGAAUCCCUUCCUGAUUUUACCUUUGAAAGCUUUCCACAAAGUAGUAUGAAUAAGCAGAAGUUAAGGAGUCUGGAAAGACGCAGAAACUUUGCUGACCAACUUUCAACUUUAUUUCAAAUUCUUUAACUCAUGGCCUAUGACAUUACCAUUUCAACUUUGUUGAUAUAUCCAAAUUAUUUCGUUACCCCCACCGACGCAGCCCCAAACAGUUUCUUUAGAAACUAUCAGCCUAUGACAUUACUGCCGAUCAAACUUGCGCAGUCUCAAUUCGAUCCUUUCUCUUGAAGACAAUUUUUUUAAGAAGUGAAGAUUCGUGAUAUAAAUAGUGAUUUAUUCCACAUGUUGUGAAAAAUUUUUACAUGCAUAGAUGUAUAUGUUGUAGUUCAAUUUUAUACUUGGUUCAAAAUUUAUUUUCU